Molecule: messenger RNA, 1414 nt
Organism: Chelonus insularis
Lineage: Eukaryota; Metazoa; Arthropoda; Insecta; Hymenoptera; Braconidae
Product: SPRY domain-containing SOCS box protein 3-like
Exons: 4
Coding region: 301-1206 (301 amino acids)
Biological process (GO): proteasome-mediated ubiquitin-dependent protein catabolic process
Cellular component (GO): SCF ubiquitin ligase complex
Molecular function (GO): protein binding
Source: RefSeq, a predicted model, not a curated record
GUUGUGUCAGCCAUUUUAAAAAAAAAUGGAUUCAAUUAAAAAUUUUAAUCUUUAAUAUAGAUGUUUAUGUCGGAAAAGCGUAUAAGGAAAAAUAUUUAGCAAGAAAUUGAUGUAAAUUUUGAAAAUAAUAUGUAUUUGAAACAAGUUUUGUUACCAAUUAUAAACAUUUCUAGAUAACUCUCGAACAUUCGAUCCGAAGCUUAUAUAUAAGGCUGCAACUAGCACUUUAAAACAAUUGUAUAUAUGAUUAGCAGUGAAGGAUUUCUGCAUUUUUACUUUAAGUAAUUAAAUUCGUUAAAAAUGAAUCUAGAAUACGAUUCAUUAUUGACAUCACCAGAAUCACUUGAAAAAUUGUGCAAUUGUACUGAAUGUUGCACGUGUGGUGAAAAAAACAUACACGAAUGGACUUGGGAUGAAACAUUGACAGGAACCACAUUUCGACUAUCGGAAGACAACCUUGAAGUUAAAUUUCAUCCAUUCUAUAGCAAUGGAACAGCAGCUAUACGUGGAAAUCAAUUGAUGAAAAAAGGCAGACAUUACUAUUGGGAAGUUAAGAUGCUGUCUCUGAUAUAUGGAACAGAUGUGAUGGUUGGUGUAGGUACUUCAAAGGCUGAAAUGAAUGCAAUUAAUAAAUAUUGUUCUUUGCUGGGUCAUGAUCGAGAAUCAUGGGGGUUGUCUUAUAAAGGUUUUAUUCAACAUAAUGGCGAAAGUAAAAAUUAUGCUCCUCGUUUUGGUAAAGGAAGUGUCAUAGGAAUUCAUUUGGAUACUUGGAGAGGAACUUUACAAUUUUUCUUAAAUCGUAAACCCCUUGGGAUUGCAUUUACAGGAUUACAAGGUGUUGAGCUAUAUCCAAUGGCUUGCUCAACAUCUGCCAAAAGUAAGAUGAGAAUAACACAAAGCUGUUCUGUACCUGUAUCCUUACAAAUGGAAUGCCUUGCAAUGUUGAAACCUCUUCAUCGAUCAUAUUUAUCAGCUGCAUUUCCUGGUCUUCGUGACAUGUUCAACAGUAUAUUUGCAGACGUUCUUCGUCAUAGACAAAAUUGUAAUGGUGAUGAUGAUGAAGAUUAUGAAUAUUAUUUUCCUGAAGAAUAUCUUAUUUUAGAUGACUUUGAUUUCGCAUUAAUUGGAUAUGGUCGAAGAAGGAAAAAAAAGAAGAGAAUGGAGAUCCAAUCGUCAUCAAACGCUAAAUGCGUUAAGUUAUCUUAAAACUUUUGUUUCACUAUGAUUUAUCAUGUUUUGUGAUUAUUAUUUAAUGAUACAUUGAUUUAUCCAGUUAUCAUGAAUUCAUUAAAUAUUUUAUAUUUCGUUUAAUUACCAUGUUAUUACGUACAUCCUAGCUGAUAUAACUGAAAACAGAAUAAAUUAUGACACUUUCUUACAGUUUAAAAACGACUUUUAAAAUAAAGAUACAGUA